CAGACAAAUUGCAAUGUCGCAAACAAGGACGUACGAUCUUGCGGAGACUUGGUGGCGUGGUGGAAGCAUCGAAGUCAAGUGCGUGCUUGAUGAUGCUCACUUCAAGAUUGUCAAGAUUCCGGAACAAUUUAUAAGGAAAGGGGGAGACAACACACUCGCCUUCGUCCACCACGUCAUACAGCUUUUAUAUGUCGAGCGGGGCGAGCUUCGAUCCCCCUGUGGUGGAGCGCUCGAUCUAUCCGAAGAGCCCAUUGAAUCAUCACAGUAUAUCUUUUCGAGCAUCGAGGAGAAUUUAAUGAGGCUGACACCAACCCGAGGGCCUGAGGGCAAGAGUCCACUGCCAAAGCCAGCCAGUUCUGUCAGCGAAAGCACUUACAGCAAUUCGAAGCACACGACCUCGCGUUCAGGCCAGUCUAAAUUUCGUUCUUCUCUUUUAGCGAGAGAUGGCCGUUGUAUCCUCACUCACUCUGAACGCAGCCGGUGCACUUCUGCACAUGUCGUUCCUGUGAGCCGACUCGAUGUCUACAAAGCGAUACUUGGUCUCGAGCUUGAAAAUCAGCUCUACGCAACGUCCAUGGGCUUCUUGAUUAGAGACGAUCUCCACGGAGCGUAUGACAGGUACGAGUGGAGUUGGUACUGCAAGGACGGCAUGUAUUAUCCACAUUUCUUCGCAUUGGAAGACCCGGAGAUGGAGCAAAUACAUGGACGGAGGAUUGAUCCGAGGACCGAGAUGCGAGUUCAGCCUCGCGAAUAUCUAGACCCACGUUUGGCCGACUGGCACUAUCGUCAAUGUGUCCUGGCAAGAAUCAGAGGUACCGCAGAAGGAUUUGAUCUGGGACAAGCGCUGGAGUAGGAGAAAUGGAAACAAGCCUUUCUAUGUCUUCAAGCAAUAAGUCUUGGACGGCGGUCUUUCUUCCCCACGUAUCUCACAUGCGUGGCCUCACAACUUCCAUAAGUAUACGCACACCACUCAAAGUUCCUUUCUGAGUCUCUUUUACGUUGCUGGUCAUGAAGCUGAACUGGAGAGUUGGAACCUUCCUGGUCCACCGCCAGAUCUGGAAGUGCGCACGAAGCCAGGCAAAAAGCGAGGAAUAUUCUUCGAGAGACCUGGAGUGCUCAAAGAGCGGGACAGCGACGGAAGAUUGUUCAUUUCUCCAGCCGACCCUAUUACCACAGUAGGAAGCCCGGCUUCACCGUUUGUCAAUGCUGUCAUCAAGUUUGAGCUAGCUCUGAGAGACGUGCCUCCUUCUUGUGAAAUGGUAUGAAAUACAGAG
This is a messenger RNA of Acaromyces ingoldii, 1274 nucleotides long. RefSeq lists its product as hypothetical. The transcript has 4 exons. The record is from RefSeq and is a predicted model, not a curated record. The coding region runs from base 14 to 853 and encodes 279 amino acids. NCBI's taxonomy places the organism in Eukaryota, Fungi, Basidiomycota, Exobasidiomycetes, Exobasidiales, Cryptobasidiaceae.